Molecule: messenger RNA, 1451 nt
Organism: Helicoverpa armigera (cotton bollworm)
Lineage: Eukaryota; Metazoa; Arthropoda; Insecta; Lepidoptera; Noctuidae
Exons: 3
Coding region: 1-429 (142 amino acids)
Biological process (GO): negative regulation of fatty acid biosynthetic process
Cellular component (GO): cytoplasm; Cul4-RING E3 ubiquitin ligase complex
Molecular function (GO): protein binding
Source: RefSeq, a predicted model, not a curated record
AUGUUCCUGCUGGCCACCAGCGGCAUCGAGACCGUCGUGCGGCUGUGGAGCCCUAGGCCUGAGGUGUGUAUACAUCCUCCACUGCAUACAGCUGCACCUCCAUGUUCCUGCUGGCCACCAGCGGCAUCGAGACCGUCGUGCGGCUGUGGAGCCCUAGGCCUGAGGUGUGUAUACAUCCUCCACUGCAUACAGCUGCACCCCUCCAUGUUCCUGCUGGCCACCAGCGGCAUCGAGACCGUCGUGCGGCUGUGGAGCCCUAGGCCUGAGGAUGGCAAAGAAGAGUCGCGUAUAAUCCGCGACGCGGGGUCGGCGGCGCAGGCCAACCAGCAGCGCAUGCGCAGCGACCCGUUCGAGGCCAUGCUGCUCAACAUCAGCUUCGCCGGCGGCGCCGAGCGGGACCUGCACUCGCCCGCCUGCAGGCCUACUUAGGUAACACCAGAUAAAUUAUUAAACAAUAUUUAUAGCGGUUAGGAGCGCGGGCGAUAAGAUACAUUGUAAUCAUCAGUCGAGUCAUUUGUAAAUAGUUACUAUUAUAUACAUUAUUACAUAUAAUUAUUAAUACGGAGUUAUCAUUAUUUUCCACCUUUUUAAGUUUUACUUUACGAUUUUGUACUGCGUGUUAGAGAUCCUACGUUUGUUAGGGUUUAGAAAAAGUAACAAUGAAAUACGCUCUCUUUCUGUCUAGUCGCUGGUUCGACUCCUGAACAAAGAAAUGAAUUUUAUACAAGUUAUUAAGAUAUACUUGUACGGGAAAAUAUGUAUUUUCUAGCCUUGCUGUGUAGAUUUAUAUUAAUUACUGUAUACAGCGUGUUGCAAAGAUAUAAAUAAUUGACAAUCUAAAUAGAUUGAAAAAUUACAUACUGACUUUGUGUUAGAACAUUAUAGGCUAACUUUUUGUUAUGUUUCGAGUCUUAACGUAGUUAUUAAAAACACAUGUUCGUGUUGACUAAAACAAAAUAUAUUUGCUUCAAAAGGUUUGAGUGGUAAACAUGUCUUGCUCAAUUUGUCUCUAGUGCGUAGUACAAUAUCAUUUUAGUUGUUUCCGUGUGCAAAGUAUCGACAAGGUGCCAAGUUUGUUUUGUUUUUAUUUCCACUUUUUGUAUAUUUUUUAUGACGAUGUCAAUUCGGGGUUUUAUAAUAAAGCGUUUGUUUAAAUUUAUUUUUGGUUGUUAUGUGUCAAAAUAAAAAUGGUGGCUAAGGAAUCGAUAGUUUACGGAGAUAUUUUGUAUUUAAUGUUAAAGAGACACUAGUGAAACUUAUAUUGGAAAAUAAUACAUAUUUAUAAUAUAUUUUGACAUAGAUAUAGUUACAAGAACUGAAAUAUAAUCAUGAGUCAUAGUCUAUGGUAAUCUGCUGUAAGGAGUUUGGUGAAGUGGGGCUGUGGCGGAUGACGGCUGUCUAUGGUAGUGAGACUAAAUACAAGUAUACUUUUAAUAAAAGAACUCAUUGAA